This is a messenger RNA of Amphiprion ocellaris (clown anemonefish), 2556 nucleotides long. It is a transcript of the gene lbx2, whose product is annotated as ladybird homeobox 2. Lineage: Eukaryota; Metazoa; Chordata; Actinopteri; Pomacentridae. Gene Ontology annotation, biological process: regulation of DNA-templated transcription. Gene Ontology annotation, molecular function: DNA-binding transcription factor activity, RNA polymerase II-specific; DNA binding. The coding region runs from base 403 to 1191 and encodes 262 amino acids. The transcript has 2 exons. The record is from RefSeq and is a predicted model, not a curated record.
CGGGUCAGCAAGUAGUGUAGUGUUUCUCUAAUUGAACUUCGCCCAAUCAACAAUAACUCGUUAGCAGUCGCUUUCUUUUUCUUGGUGCCCGAGAAAGCUUUUUUCCCCUUGCAGGGAUUCACCCCCUCCAGUCUGUUACUUCCUAAAGAUCUACAUGGAGCUUGGCAGAGGACCUGCGACUCUCUGAGGGGGGAUACAGUCCGGCUGCCUUUACAACUACGCCCGAAGCAUGGUUAUUUUGGAGGAAAGCUCUCAGGCGAGCUAAGUUGCAGCAUUCGGCUUUAAGUGUCAAAAUACAGUGGAGGUCUAGGAGAAGCCCGAACGCCGGAGGAGAACUUGUGGAUCCGCCAUUUGAAUGAAAUAACCAACUUUUUUUGCAAGCAGCGAUUCUUCCGGACUGCGAUGACCUCCAGUAAAGACAUGAAGGCAGGUUCGGUGUUGCAGACCAGCGGCGAGGAGAGGAGACGGGCUCCCCUGGACCAGCUGCCGCCACCGGCCAACUCCAACAAACCGCUAACACCGUUCAGUAUCGAGGAUAUCCUAAACAAACCCUCCGUUAAGAAGUCGGUCGCGAGUAUCUGUCCGCCCAGAGUGCUGGAGAAAGUUACGGGCUCCAACUCGGCGAGGAACGGGAUCACCACGCCGUCCUCUCCGCUGUGCGCGCUGGAGGAGCUGGCCAGCAAAACGUUCAAGGGUCUGGAAGUCAGCGUGAUCCAAGCAGCAGAAGGUCGUGAGCAUGUAAACGCCUUUGGACAGAGGCAGACGUCGAAAAAGAGGAGAAAGUCGCGGACGGCCUUCACGAACCACCAGAUCUACGAGCUGGAGAAGAGGUUCCUGUACCAGAAGUACCUCUCUCCGGCCGACCGUGACCAAAUCGCGCAGCAGCUGGGACUCUCCAACGCGCAGGUCAUCACCUGGUUUCAGAACCGCAGGGCCAAACUCAAGAGGGACCUGGAGGAGAUGAAAGCGGACGUGGAGUCGCUAAAGAAAAUCACCCCACAGACCCUGCAGAAGCUCGUCACCAUGGAGAACAUUGAGGAUCCCCAGGGUGGGGGGCCCGAGGCCAGGUCGCCCAGCGUCUCCCCGACCUCUCAAGGACACCGAGCCUUCCCACAGUCCCCCUCCUCGUCCAGAGACCAAACCACGGAUGAAUUCUCGGAGGACGACGAGGAGAUCGAGGUGGACGAUUGACAGUCAGGGGGCUCUGUGAUUUUCAUAAACAGCAACAAUAAAAGAAAAUGAAAACGGGGACGUUUUUCUUCCCAAACUUUUGCACGGAUAUUGACAAAAGGAGAAUAUAUACAUAUAUGAACAGUACGGGAAAGUUUUUUUUUCUCCACCGCCUGUUUAAUUUUUUUCUUUCCUUCUCCGUUUUAAUUUAUUAAUCGGACUUGUAAAGCCUUCCAAGUCUGUCGUUUAAGUUUCACUGAGGAAUAUCUGCUUUCCUUUCAGACAGACCGAACUGUUAUGGUACUGGAAGACUGAAAAUUGUAAACGUUUUAAUAUACAUUUUAAUAUUACACAGUCGUUUUGAAGGGGGGGAUGAAAAAGUUGUGCAAUUACUUUUAUUUGCCAGUUAUUCACCUAUUUUUUUUUCUGUUAAAGGAAUCGGAUCUGCCAGUUAUUUAAAUCGCAUCCCUCCCUCUUUUUUUUAAAAAACAUACUCAUCCAGGGCUCUAUGUGUCCAUCCCACCACCUGAAGUGUAGUUUUUUUUCCUGUCCUGACAUAAAGGUGUCUCUGCAAGCAUGCAGGCCUAUUCGCUGCGUAAAGAAGGCACCACUAUUAGUAUCGACUGCAAACUUUUCCACGCUCUGAGUUCUGUAUAUAGAUCAAACAUCCUAUGCGAUAAUUUUAUUGUAACAUUCUAUUUAAUCAGCAUCUAUGUAAAUAAAGGUUAUAUGAUAUUUCAAGAAGCUUUCAGCGCGAUUGGAUGUGUGACUGUGCAGAAGAUCAUAAAAAAAUAACGAUAGUGAAUUUUAAAACAACUGAGGGAUGAAUUAGUAGUGUGUUCACAACUUAAAUGGGCUGUUUAUAUAUUUUAGAGGCACAAAAAUACUACUUUGGUCUCAUUGCAUUCUGUAAAUCUGUACAGGAAUGCUAAGAGAUAAAGACACGCUUAAGAUAUUUAUUACAGGAAUAAAAUUACGCAUGGAUUCGCCCUGGGAGAUUAAAGAAACGCAUCAAAUAUUCACCCGAAAAUCUGCUUCUCUUGGUAAAAACGGGACUUUUUGAAUAAUUGACCCCUGCUUUCAGCCUUGAAGUGCCACGACUUCAAUUAGCAGCCGUCCACCGCCUUUAUUCCCAUUCUUUCGCCCGGCUUUGAAUACAUCUUGUCACAAGAAGGUCCCGGUCUGGCUGCGGUGUUAAGAAAAGCUUCGCCUCCACCCCUGCGCCAUAUGUUUUCUUCCUCCUUCCAUGAAUCGUCUUUAACACAACUAGUCGACAUGAUUGAUUAGGUUAACCCGCCUUUGCCUUACAUAAAACAGCUUCCACCGAGCCGUGGGCAAUAAUGGCACGCAUCUGCCACUCUUGACUCGGGUUUGUUUGGAAACAGG